AUGCCUCAGUUUGGUGCGACCUUUGUGCCCGGCGGCAUCGACGACUACUACCUGCCCGAGGUCGUCGCGCCAUCUCCGCAAAGGGUAACCCCUCAAGUCCCUCAGAACAUGCAAGACGACCUCCAGCGUCUGGAGCUCGAAGCUAGAGAAUCGGAACGACAAAGCGACUCCGGAGCCGAUUUGCACGGCGAUCGCGAGCCCCCACGGCCCCUGCCCGGAGCCGCUGCCGCCCCGACCGCCGAGAGCGACAUCAGGGCAUAUCAAAACAGCGACACGCGGGCCCAGAAGCUCGACAGCAUGGGGUGGGAUGCGCCCUCGUUUUCGCCCUUCCCCAAGGUCGCGGGGGACAAUGUCCCGCCGGCCGACGAUGCCAAGGAAGAGAUUUUGUGGAAUGCGCGCAAGCAUGUGCUUCACUCGCAAAAUGUCACGAUGCAGAUAAGCUGGGCCCGCGAUGUCCUCACCUGGGCAGAGGUCGCCAUGGAAGCGGCCGCCCGCGAUCCUCCCGAGAAGGCCCGGUCAUCGACCCCGCGAAUCGAGCACGAGCUCCGCAUGGACGCCGUCAACAUCAUCAGCUAUCUAGCACGCCAGGAGCACCCAGACGCCCUCUACAUCCGGUCCAAGUGGCUCGAAUUCGGCAAGUUUGGCCACCGCAUCGACAAACGCGAAGCCUACAGUGGCUACAAGCGGGCCGCGGAGCUGGGCAACGCACGCUCCGAGUACCGCAUGGGCAUGCUCUUUGAGCAAUCAAACGACAUGUCCAAGGCCAAGGAGCACUACUACCGGGGCAUGAGCCUCAAGGACUCUGCGGCCAUGUACCGCAUGGGCAUGAUGAGUUUGCUCGGUCAGCAUGGCGAGACCAAGGACUACCCUCGGGGCCUGGAACGCAUCCAGCAGGCCGCCGACUCUUCCGAUGAGGACGCGCCGCAGGGGUCGUACGUAUAUGGCAUGCUGGUCGGCCGCGACCUCCCCGACAUUGCCGUGCCCGAUGGACUGCUCCCGUACAACCUGGAAACCGCCAAGAUGUACAUUGAAAAGGCGGCAUACUUGGGCUUCGCCAAGGCCCAGCUGAAAAUGGGCCAGGCAUAUGAGCUCUGCCAACUUGGCUGCGAGUUCAACCCGUCCUAUUCCCUCCACUACUACGGGCUGGCAGCCAAGCAAGGACUCCCGGAGGCGGCUCUCGGAGUCAGCCGCUGGUUCCUGUUUGGGUACGAGGGCGUCUUCAAGAAGAACGAGGAGCUAGCUUUCUCGUAUGCCCAGGAAGCCGCUGCGGCCAAGCUCCCGACUGGCGAGUUCGCCAUGGGCUACUAUUACGAGAUCGGAAUCCAUGUCAACAAGAGCGUCUCGGAGGCGCGCCGGUGGUAUCAGCUUGCCGCUGAUCACGGCAACAAGGACGCCGUCGGUCGCCUUGACUCGCUCAGCCAGGACAAGAGUCUCUCCAAGCAGGAUCACGAGACAACGACGCUUACUCGCAUCAAGUCUCAGCAUGGAUCCCAGCGGGGCAGGCGUCCGGAGCGGUUCAAGCAGCCGCAGCAGAUGCCCACCUUGGACGAGGGCAGCGGAACUCCCACCGCCGCCGAAGGACCUGGAUAUCCACCGAUGACCGCGGUGAAUCCAUCCUCGACAGGGCCGUCCCCUCAACCCUCGCCAGGUAUCAAGCCGACGAUUGUAUCGGAGCAUGCGACAUUCCCGGACCCGUCGCGUGCCUCGGUGGUUGGCUCGGAGCGACAGCCAGCCUUCAACAUCAGGCUGGACUCGGCCGCGCCGCAGCCGGUGCGGCCUCAUUCGACUGCGCCGUAUCCCGAUGAUGAACGGCCUGCACCGCUUAAUGUGAUGCGGUCUCGGUCCACAGCUCCGUAUCCGGAGGACGAUGUGCGCGGCUAUCCGAAUUCCCAUUACAACCCAGCUAUAAACCCUUCUCAGGGACCGCCGGCCGAUCGACCGAUGAGCGCAUUCGGUGUCAACACGCAAGCAGCAGGGCCUCGGCCGAUGCCAGGAUCUCAAAGUACGGGAAGUCUCCAGCCGCUGGCGCAGCCGCCGUCGUCGCGAGGCCGCUUCGCAUCGGCUGGCUACGAUGCGCCAGGCGGGCCCGGAGCCUAUCGCCAGCCGAGCCCCGGCCCCAACCCGAGCGGUCGGCCAUAUCCUACGCCUGAGGAUCUCCAGGGCCGGCCGGCGAGCGCGGCGCCUUAUCCAGGCGGCGGCCCUGGCGGCAACAGACUUCAGAAGCAGCCGCCGAGGCAGCCCUACGGCGGUGGCCAGGCCCCCUAUCCGCCGGCGGCGGCAGAACCCGGACGCGACUACGGCCCUCGGACGUCGUCUCGACCCAUAUCUGAGGCGCCACCGCCGCACCACGACCCUCGUAUCCCGCCUCAAGGCCACGAGCGCUUCUCCAGAGUUCCCGGUGCCACUGGUCGACCUGAGCGACUGAGCUCCCUCCCUCAGGAUGGCCAACGGCCACCAAGAGUGCCGACAGGGCUCGGUCAAGGAGGGUCCAAUUCUCCCCGGCCGGGUGCGGGCCGGGUUGGAAGCGCUCCGCCAGGACCUGGUCAGGGCCUACCCAGCCCAGGUCUCCAUCCAUCGGCAACAGCACCGGCGAAGCCGCCGCCGGCCAAGGGCCCGGCAACAUUCGAGGACAUGGGCAUCCCGCAAGGGAAGCAGGAGGGCGACUGCGUUGUCAUGUAA
Messenger RNA from Purpureocillium lilacinum, 2679 nucleotides. RefSeq lists its product as uncharacterized. Gene Ontology annotation, molecular function: protein binding. The record is from RefSeq and is a predicted model, not a curated record. Lineage: Eukaryota; Fungi; Ascomycota; Sordariomycetes; Hypocreales; Ophiocordycipitaceae.